AUGCGCGCACACUCAUCGAGGCCGGUGGCGAGCACGGGGCUGGUGGACUCGACGCCGGCGGGGUGCGUGUACUCGCGCACUGUGCGCUCACACUCACCGAGGCCGGUUGCGAGCACGAGGCUGGUGGACUCGACGCCGUCAGGGUGCGUGUAUAUACUCGCGCACUGUGCGCACAUAUUCACCGAGGCCGGUGGCGAGCACGGGGCUGGUGGACUCGAUGAAUGCGGGGUGCGUGCAUACUCGCGCACUAUGCGCGCACACUCACCGACGCCGGUGGCGAGCACGAGGCUGGUGGACUCGAUGCCGGCGGGGUGCGUGUAUAUACUCGCGCACUAUGCGCGCACACUUACCGAGGCCGGUGGCGAGCACGAGGCUGGUGGACUCGAUGACGGCGGGGUGCGUGUAUAA
Molecule: messenger RNA, 408 nt
Organism: Parnassius apollo (apollo)
Lineage: Eukaryota; Metazoa; Arthropoda; Insecta; Lepidoptera; Papilionidae
Source: the annotation of a GenBank genome assembly